Messenger RNA from Plasmopara halstedii, 816 nucleotides. RefSeq lists its product as uncharacterized. The transcript has a single exon. Bases 1 to 816 code for a protein of 271 amino acids. The record is from RefSeq and is a predicted model, not a curated record. NCBI's taxonomy places the organism in Eukaryota, Oomycota, Peronosporomycetes, Peronosporales, Peronosporaceae.
AUGGAUGGGGAAGACGUGGAGCUAGAACUACCAUGGAAAGCGACGCUAGAUGACGAAGCUUUUGCAAGCAUGGAUUAUGCUACGCAUCCCACGUCAUGUGCAGCAGAUUCGAAUUCAAAUCAAAGACGACACGAGAAGCCGCCAAUUCUGCGACCAAGACCUUCCGCUAUAACUACGACAAGAUUCAAGCGCAAGUCUUUUAGCAAGCAAUUGCAGUUAUUAUGUCUGCAACGCUAUGCUGAAUAUGCAAAUAAUCAUGGUCGAAUCCCGGACAAGCAAAAAACCGAGCAGCUUUUACAUCAGAGUUACGUGCAGUUUUUAAAAGAAGGUGGCGAACGCGACGAAUGUAGACUUACAUAUGCGGAUUUUCUAAAACUUGUGAGAAAUCGGCGCAGCGAGAUUAAUGCGAGAGCACAACGUCCAAAAGGUAACGGCGAGGCAUUUAAGCAAGCUGUGGUGCUUACACCCGCCAAGAAAAAGUUACAAGAGGAACGUGACAAGAUUCGCGAAUAUAUUGGGAUGAUUGACAGAACAAGAGAGCAAGCGAGACUGGUUCCAGAUCCACAACAGCACUUAAAUUAUUCAGCACUUGUUGACAAAUCCACGCAAGCGAUGACGGUGGAAAAGAGUGGAGAAGAGAGCUCUUCAUCAACGUUAUCAGAUCCUAUGGAACAAUUGGAGGCUAUCUUGCGAAUCCAGCAGGAAACACAAAAUAUACAGCGCGAAAUUGCCGCGAGGCUGGAAUCAGUUAGUCGUGCCAUGCGACACCAUGAAAGCCAGGUAGAGUUUGAGGAGCCAUCAUGUGUCAGCGUGUAA